Xyrauchen texanus (razorback sucker) is the source of this 3226-nucleotide messenger RNA. RefSeq names its product receptor-type tyrosine-protein phosphatase epsilon-like. Gene Ontology annotation, molecular function: protein tyrosine phosphatase activity. The record is from RefSeq and is a predicted model, not a curated record. Bases 329 to 2371 code for a protein of 680 amino acids. Lineage: Eukaryota; Metazoa; Chordata; Actinopteri; Cypriniformes; Catostomidae. Gene Ontology annotation, biological process: protein dephosphorylation. The transcript is spliced from 22 exons.
UCCUCUAGUAGCAGUGAUCAGUUCUCAGCUCGCACUACCUAAGCCGCACAUACUGCGCUCGCGGAUAAUAAACCUCCCUGUGCCAGGACAACCGCGAUUGUUUUGGAGUUUACGAAGAAAGAUUUACACAUCUGGUAUGGCAUGAGGGUAUCAAAAUUGAUGUGUUGAGAUCCUGGUAUCCCGUGACAUCUGUUCAUUCUCUAGACAGACAGACAGACAGACAGACAGAGUGGAGCGAUGUGACGGUUGGAUCUUUCCUUACUUCUGGAUUUUUGCCAUGAUGGACCUCAAAAUCGAAAACUGAAUCUUCUCUGCACAAGCAGACACAAUGGUCCUCGUUUUAUUCCUUCUAACAACUAAACUACCAGAUCUAAGCAAUUCGACAGAACCAAAUGAAAGCUCGAAGCUGUCCACAGUACAUAUCCUGACCAUACUGCUGGGGAUCACCGUCUUAGUUCUUUUUCUUGGGCUACUGACCUGGUAUUACCUCAGGUUGAAAAACCAGAGGAAAGCUGUCAUCACAGCUGUCGACAAGAAAGUACCAAAUGGCAUCCUGGAAGAGCAAGAACAACAGACGGUGGUCUUACUGCCGAGAUCCCCUUCCACUUCCAAAACGUAUUUCCCAAUCCCUGUAGACAACCUGGAGGAAGAGUAUCGGAUACGCUCCGCCGAUGAUGGGAAGCUUUUUAGAGAAGAGUACAACUCAAUACCAGGAGGUUCAAUCCAAGGAACAUGUGAAGAGGCCAAUAAAGAGCAAAACAAGGAGAAGAACAGAUAUCCAAACAUACUACCAUAUGAUCAUUCCAGAGUGGUUCUUACACCAAUCGAUGUGGUCCCGGGUUCAGAUUAUGUUAAUGCAUCAUAUAUUGAUGGUUAUACAGAUACAAAUAAAUUCAUUGCAGCACAAGGUCCGAAGCAGGAAACGGUGGCAGAUUUCUGGAGAAUGAUUUGGGAACAGAAAUCAGCCACAAUUGUAAUGCUAACCAAUCUGAAGGAGAGAAAAGAGGAUAAGUGUUAUCAGUAUUGGCCUGAUCAGGGAUGCUGGACGUAUGGUAGUGUGCGUGUUGCUGUAGAAGACUUCACUGUACUGGUGGACUACACCAUACGCAAGUUCUGUGUGCAGUAUCAGGCCAGUGAUGGCUCAAAAAACCCCCGUCUUGUCACACAGCUCCACUUCACCAGCUGGCCUGACUUCGGCGUCCCCUUCUCCCCCAUUGGCAUGCUCAAGUUCCUGAAGAAAGUGAAGCAGGUGAAUCCCUCGUACGCUGGGCCCAUCGUGGUGCACUGCAGUGCUGGGGUGGGCAGGACAGGAACUUUCAUAGUCAUCGAUGCUAUGAUUGACAUGAUGUACACAGAACAGAAGGUGGACGUGUUCGGUUUCGUGUCACGGAUACGAGAGCAAAGAUCACAGCUCAUUCAGACAGACUUACAGUACUCAUUUAUCUAUCAAGCUCUGCUGGAGUAUUUCCUAUAUGGAGACACAGAGCUGGACGUGUCUUCUCUAGAGGGACACCUGGAUAAACUGCACAACACCUGUGCUCCACUGGACCGUGUGGGCCUGGAGGAGGAGUUUAAGAAACUGACGAACAUGCGCAUCAUGAAGGAAAACAUGAGGACGGGCAACCUGCCGGCCAACAUGAAGAAAAACAGAGUGCUUCAGAUUAUCCCAUAUGACUUCAACAGAGUAAUAUUAUCUAUGAAAAGAGGUCAAGAGUUCACUGAUUAUAUCAACGCAUCUUUCAUUGAUGGGUACCGGCAGAAGGACUAUUAUAUCGCCACCCAGGGUCCUCUGUCACACACAGUGGAUGAUUUCUGGAGGAUGGUGUGGGAAUGGAAGUGUCACUCAAUCGUCAUGUUGACAGAACUGCAUGAGAGAGAUCAGGACAAGUGUUUUCAGUACUGGCCUUCUGAAGACUCGGUGACGUACGGGGAGUUCACCGUGGAGAUUAAAGCAGACACAUUGUGUGACACGUUCAGUCUCAGAGAUCUAGUGCUCUCAUACGGCCCAGAUAAACAGACACGUUCGGUGCGGCACUUUCAUUUCCACGGCUGGCCAGAGAUCGGAAUCCCGGCUGAAGGUAAAGGAAUGAUUGACAUCAUUGCAUCAGUACAGAAACAACAGCAACAGUCGGGCAACCACCCCAUAAUCGUGCACUGCAGUGCGGGAGCGGGUCGGACCGGUACGUUUGUCGCUCUCAGUAAUAUUCUGGAGCGAGUGAAAGCCGAAGGUUUGCUGGACGUGUUUCAGACGGUGAAAAGUUUACGAAUGCAGCGGCCACACAUGGUGCAGACAGUGGAACAGUACGACUUCUGCUACAGAGUGGUACAGGACUUUGUCGACAUUUUCUCAGACUAUGCCAAUUUUAAAUGAUCUAAUCUGCCUUAAAUGUUUGAGUUGUUGGAUGCUUUUUUUACACGCCGGUCGAUCAGGAUUUUACACCGCGACUGGAAGAUAAUUACGCUCUAUUUUGCUAUGCACUUCUCCUCGAUGUUACUAAAAGACCAUAUCUAUCUGUAAUAUACUGUACUAAGGCUACUAAAGUUUAAAAGUAAGUUCUGCGUCCUUUAUAACAUAUUCAUACGUUUUGUUUUGGUCUUCAAUUGCCUCUCUUACGAUGGAUCAUUCCCAUUUCUGUUAUUAUUGUAAAAUAGCGUUUGUCUUUGUUUGUAAAACUAAUUAUUAUAAAAAAAAUUUAAUAAGUGACUCAUGUAGAGUUUGAAAAGCUGUAGGUGUUAUGUAUAUAUGCGCUGUUGCAGACAGGACAUCCUGCGAGAUAAAGUGUUUACGUGAAUGUUUUGUGCGAUUUGUAUUUAUUCAGAGUUAUUGUCUUACAUUUUAUGAGAUAUCAUUGUGUCAAAAAGCUGUUUUUGUUCCUUUCUUUUACAUUGUGCCCGUCAGCCAUUACAAAUGUGAACAUUUUUGACUUUUUUUGGUUUCAAAGCAGCAAAUAUACUCCUCAAAUGAAAAGACUAAAUGAGAUUAUUUAAAUUUUACAUGAUAUGGCUAAUGCAUUGUUGGUAAGAAAGGCACAAACACAUUUUCAUGUAACAUCAGCAAGAAUUUACAUUGAAAGAAGAACAACUGUAUGAGUGUCAUGACCUUUGACCUUAAACGUCCAGCCUCUGUUUCCCUGAGAAUGAUACUGAGAAAAUCAGCACAGGUUUUGAAAGCACAUAUCACUGAUUGUUGCCAAGGAUUUACAAAUAAAUGAACAAAUGCAUUAUG